CGGGUUUCCUGUUUUUUUUUUUUUGGUGGGGGGGGAAACAUUAGGAACGGGCUCUGAAGUACACAUUCGCGUUUAAUAAAUCUAAGAAACCCCCUAUCACAGAAGGAUCUCUAUACACUUUUUUUUUUAAUUGUUUUCAUGGUAUUAAAUAUGACAGAAGGACCGGUGAAGAAACCGGUGAACGGUAAUGGUUGUUGUCGUACUUCUAACGGGGUGAAACCGGGGAUGAAUGGCUGUGUGAAGAACCAUCUGUAUCAGCAACACUCGUACUGUUCUUCAGACGAAAAGUCUUCACAUAUCUGUCAUAAUGGAGGAAUAUAUAAGCGACCGUUCAAAGAAUCCUUUGAAGAGACUCCUAUGUUGGUUGCCGUUCUCACGUACAUGGGCUAUGGUAUUCUGACACUCUUUGGAUAUCUUCGGGACUUCUUAAGAGAGUGGAAGAUUGAGAAAUGCCACAAUGCAACAGAACGGGAGGAACAGAAGGAUUUUGUCCCACUUUAUCAAGAUUUUGAGAACUUUUACACAAGAAAUUUGUAUAUGCGCAUUCGAGACAGCUGGAACAGACCAAUCUGCAGUGUUCCUGGAGCAAAGUUUGACAUUUUGGAAAGGGUAUCCUAUGACUACAAUUGGACAUUUAAAUAUACUGGUAGAAUUGUAAAUGAUGUUAUCAAUAUGGGAUCCUAUAAUUAUCUUGGUUUUGCCGAGAACAGUGGUGUGUGUGCUGAUGCUGCUGCUGAGAUGACACUAAAAUAUGGUGUUGGAGUAUGCAGCACAAGAAGAGAAAUAGGUAAUUUGGAUAAACAUGAAGAACUGGAAAAGCUAGUUGCUAAAUUUCUAGGUGUUGAGGCAUCUAUGGCAUUUGGCAUGGGAUUUGCAACUAACUCCAUGAACAUUCCAGCACUUGUUGGCAAGGGGUGUCUCAUAUUGAGUGAUGAGCUAAAUCAUGCAUCAUUGGUUCUGGGAGCAAGACUUUCUGGAGCAACUAUCAGAGUUUUCAAACACAACAAUAUGCAAAGUCUGGAGAAGCUCCUCAAAGAUGCCAUUGUUCACGGACAGCCCCGUACUCAUCGACCAUGGAAAAAAAUACUUAUAUUGGUUGAAGGAAUUUAUAGCAUGGAAGGCUCUAUUGUUCAUUUGCCUGAUAUUAUUGCUUUAAAGAAGAAAUACAAAGCUUAUCUUUAUCUAGAUGAGGCUCACAGUAUUGGAGCUCUGGGGCCAACUGGAAGGGGUGUAGUUGAGUACUUUGGAUUGGAUCCUAGAGAUGUUGACAUCAUGAUGGGUACCUUCACAAAAAGCUUUGGAGCUGCUGGUGGCUACAUUGGUGGAACAAAGGAGCUCGUCGAUUACCUUCGUACCCACUCCCAUAGUGCUGUUUAUGCCACAUCAAUGUCACCCCCUGUAGUAGAACAGAUCAUUACAUCCAUGAAAUGUAUUAUGGGUGAAGAUGGCACAACGCUAGGUCAAGAACGUGUUCAGCAGUUGGCAGAAAAUACUAGAUACUUCAGGAGAAAACUCCAGGAGAUGGGAUUCAUCAUCUAUGGAAAUGAUGAUUCCCCUGUGGUGCCUAUGAUGUUGUACAUGCCUGCUAAAAUUGGCGCAUUUGGAAGGGAGAUGUUGAAGAGAAAUAUUGGUGUGGUUGUGGUUGGUUUUCCUGCAACACCAAUAAUUGAAUCUCGAGCCAGGUUUUGUGUGUCUGCAGCUCACACUAAAGAAAUGCUUGAUACAGCCUUAAAUGUGAUCAACGAAGUAGGCGACUUGUUGCAGUUGAAGUAUUCCCGGCACAGAUUAGUUCCAUUGCUUGAUCGACCAUUUGAUGAAACAACUUAUGAAGAAAAUGAAGACUGAAAAACAUUCACAUGACAAUACACUGCAAAGUUUGAAGCGUUCAGUGCAGUAUCCAAGGUCAAAGAUCUGAUUGCUACAUUGAGCUAAUGAUGGCACAGCAGUGUACACCAAAAUUGAUCUCUUCCAAAUUGGUAUACUUUCAAAGUGUAAAAAAUAACAGUUUAAUUAUCUGAAGUGUAUUUAUUGACUCGUGCUUUCUGAUUCUUUUUCUUGACCUCUUUAAAACAUUUUUCUUAAGCUUGUGCACUAUUUCUUACUGACAUUUAAUGUUUCAGGAAUAACAUUUCUGUGCAAUAGUUUUGACUUUGAACCUCUCUUAUGUUUUUGUUUUUUUUUUUAAUUUUGUUUGUUUUGUUUUUUUUAUUUUGUUUUGGAUUUUUUAACAACUGGUCCUGAUGUUCUCAGUGUUUUUUGGUAAUUUUUAGCACACUAGGAUAUUUUGUAUUGUCAUAUCAGUCCAAGGAGAACCUGGGUAAAGUGACACAGGUUUUUCAGGGGUUUUGGGGCAUUCACAGACUUGAGGAUUAGUUUCGGAAAUGACCAAGAAGAUAAUAUACAGUUGAUAAAUGGUAUUUAAAAUGAAAAAGAUCUUUUUUUUUUUUUUUGCAAUUUGUAUUGUGAAUUCCAAAGAUUUCUGUCUUAAUAUUAUGUUCGAAACAUAUUAUUAAUAUGUUUGUUUUCAUUCACAUCUUCUUUAUAUUAUAAAUCCUUCAAGCCUAGUUUGCCUUCAGAACUGUUCUAAUGCCACCAAACACUUUAUGUUAACGUCCAUUUCUUUUUCAUUAGUAGCUGAAUCAUUUGUCACUGCUUUCUUUUUCUUAAAGGAUUUUUUUAUAUAUACAUUUUUCUUUGUCUCCUACAAAAAGGGCAUUGAUGCUUCUUUCUUGAAAUACUCAUUCUUCCUCAGUGGAACGUGCAUAUUGUAUCUAGAUGCAUUCCUAUAUUUAUUAUGAUUUUUAAUGCAUUGAUCAAGAUUAUACAUUUUCCAUGUCAAUGGCAGCUCCAUAUAUUCUAACUGCAUGUAUGUUUAUAGACUGCAUGCACUCAGUGCAGAUACUACUGACAAGUAUUUUUGUUGCAGUUUAAUUGAAAAUGCAUGUAUGAAGUAGUCACUGAGGCUGCUAUUGUGUUGUAUGAGGUGCUGAAGUACACAUUGCACAUUCAUUAUUUGUCACUUGUUACAAAUGUGCUUUUUUUAAUUACAUUGAAUGUCAUUUAUGAACUGAUACAUUUUAAACAAAACUUGAUUUUGGUGAUUCACUGAAUACCUGCCAUAGUAGUUCAAAUACUGCUUAAGUGGUAAAAUGUAAACUAUUAAAGGCACAUGCAGUUAAUUGUUUCACUGAAAAUGGAGAUCUUUUUGGAAAUUGUAUGUCUACUUUGAAGAAUUAUUAAAACGUUACAGUAGGUCUUUUUGAACAAAGACUACCAAACUAACAGCUCUUUGAAACAACAGUGUUCCUUCAUUGAAUGUGUGCAUAACUGGUUGUGUUUCAUUGUAUGACGUUAUUAGAGUUUUGUUUUAUUUUACCUAUGGAACACAAUCGCAGAUUAUCAUUGUAAAUUAGUCCCAUGUCAUUUAGUAAUAUUGUCAAUUUUCUAAUUUGUUUUAUGACCAAAGUCCUUUUCAUUUCAAGUGUUUUUUUUUUUUUCUGACUCAUGUUACAUCCCUUUUAAAAAGAGUUUUAAACUUUCACAAUAGGUAAUUAUUUCAGUACCGAUAAUUUAUUAUAUACUCUUAUGAAUGAGCAAUAUAAAUAUGUUCUUUUGAACAAUGUUUAAUAAUCAUUUGUCCAGUCGGAUUUAAGAUUGUGCCAUUUUAAAAACUUUGUUUUAAAAAAAAAAGUAUAAUAAAUGUGGCAUUCUCAAGUUAUAUUUUGCUGUGUAUAGUGAAUGUUUUGACUAUGCACAGCAAGUUACCAUAGGGCUUCUAAUAUUCAAACUAUGGACAUUACUGUGUUCUGCUAACUGACGUGAAAAUUGUAUUUUUACUGAAAUGAAAAUAUAUAUAGUAACACUGUUUUGUGUAUAAGCACCAGCACUAUAUAUUCCAAUAAAUUAAUCCUACAACUGCAAAAUAAAGUUCACUGUUUGUACGUGAAUGGUAA
Messenger RNA from Erpetoichthys calabaricus (reedfish), 3953 nucleotides. It is a transcript of the gene sptlc2a, whose product is annotated as serine palmitoyltransferase, long chain base subunit 2a. Bases 139 to 1845 code for a protein of 568 amino acids. Gene Ontology annotation, cellular component: serine palmitoyltransferase complex. Gene Ontology annotation, molecular function: pyridoxal phosphate binding; serine C-palmitoyltransferase activity. The record is from RefSeq and is a predicted model, not a curated record. Gene Ontology annotation, biological process: sphingosine biosynthetic process; ceramide biosynthetic process. The transcript is spliced from 12 exons. NCBI's taxonomy places the organism in Eukaryota, Metazoa, Chordata, Cladistia, Polypteriformes, Polypteridae.